Drosophila rhopaloa is the source of this 10825-nucleotide messenger RNA. RefSeq lists its product as uncharacterized. The record is from RefSeq and is a predicted model, not a curated record. Lineage: Eukaryota; Metazoa; Arthropoda; Insecta; Diptera; Drosophilidae. Gene Ontology annotation, cellular component: endoplasmic reticulum.
AAAAAGAAAAAGUUAAAAAAUUCCCAGGCAAUUCAAGACCAAUGCAAUUGUUUAAAUUAAAAGUAAUCCACCAACUGCUGAGCCUAAUCAACAAGCCGACGAAAUGAGUGAUACCAAGAAGCUACUCGAUGCAUUGCUAUGCGACAUCUACGGCAGGCAGGAACAGUUGGCCACUCGCAUGAGACGCUGCUGUAGGGAUCCUGUUUUCCGCAGCCGAUCCUCGAAGGAGAAGAAAGGACAAUUGGCCAGAUUGGCCAGCGGCAUGGUCGGCAAUCGGUCCACCCUGGAGCGAUUGGAUGUGCACAAGCUUAUCGAUGUCUGUGCCAUCCUGAAGGUGGAGAUCCUGAUGCUGGGGUAUUUACUCGAAAGGGUCCUUAUAGCCAGGGAUAGAUUGCAACGACAUCAGGAGGUCCUUUGCGAGUUCGUCACCGCAGUGCUUGUCGUUGAGAGCGACGAUGCACAGCCUAAAAUGCGUUUUAGCCUCUCACCACCGCCACAGAAAGCCAUUAGCAGUGCCCGCCUAACCUCGCCCACCACCACCACCACCAGCACCACCAGCAACAGCCGCAGCACCACCACCACCGCCCUCGGCACCACCAGCUGCACCACCCCCAGCGGCAACAAUAGAAGCCCCGGCAGCACCAACAACACCAUGCUGGCCCGCAACGGCGGAGGUCACGGUACCAGCCCCACCGCCUCCGGAUCCGGCCACGCCCCCUCCGCCCCCGCUGCCGCAGAUGAUGAGGCCACCUCGGAUUACAACCAGUGGCUGCAUGCGAUGAAGCUGGUGGCCCGCCUGCCUGGAGGCACUCCACCCGAGUUCCGACGCAAGUUGUGGCUCUCGCUGGCGGACAAGUACCUCAAGUCGAAGAAUGUGGACUGGGCGCAGCAGCGGGAGAAGUGCUUCUGCGAGGAGUGGCGCGAGGACGACGAGGAGCUGGGCAUCCAAAUCGUCAAGGAUCUGCAUCGCACUGGCUCGAAUCUGUGCACCGGCCCCGCGGGCUCCAUUAACCAGGCCAAGCUCAAGCGCAUCCUGCUCGGCUAUGCGCGCUACAACCCCGAGGUGGGCUAUUGCCAGGGCUUCAACAUGCUGGGCGCCCUCAUACUGCAGGUGAUGGACAAGGAGGAGGAGGAGUCCAUGAAGGUCAUGAUCUACCUGGUGGAGGGCGUCCUGCCCACCGGCUAUUUCUGCGGAUCGAUGGGCGGCCUGCAGGCAGACAUGGGCGUCUUCCGGGAGUUGAUGCAGACGCGACUGCCACGCCUCGCGAAGCAUCUGCAGCGACUGCAGGGACCCGUGGAGAACGCCUUCGAGCCGCCGCUGACCAACGUCUUCACCAUGCAGUGGUUCCUCACCAUGUUCUGCACCUGCCUGCCCAUGUCCUGUGUCCUGCGCGUCUGGGACCUGGUCCUCAUCGAGGGCAGCGACGUCCUCCUGCGCACCGCCCUCGUCCUCUGGAGUUUGCUCGAAGAGCGUGUACUCAGUGUCCGAUCUGCGGAUGAGUUCUAUGGCAAGAUGGGAUCCUACUCCAGUGAGCUUCUCAAUGGCCACCUGGUGGACUCCAAUGGACUCAUUGAGCGUGUUGUGAAGCUUGGACCCAUUGCGGAUUUGAGGCAGCUGAGGGAUAAGCACCUCUACAACAUAGCCCCUCUGCGUCACAAACAGGGAUUGCAGCUCUACUACGACGAGGAGGACACCCAUUCGGAUGAGGAGCGCAUAGCGGUGGCCACCGUUUUUGGCUUGAAUUGGGGCAGACGUGGAUCUGUGGGUCCGGCGGCGGCGACUGGCAAACAGCAAGUGGAGCAGAAGGACCGCCUGGCCUUGGAUAUAUCCCUGCUGAAGAAGCAGUACGAUCGGCUGAGGGAGCGCCAGAAGCAGGCUCAUGUCAUCCUAACCACAGCCUGCUCCACGGCAUCCCGUCAAGGAACUGGUCCGGCGAGCAACUGCCAGACGGCUGUGCAAGUGAAUCAAUUGCUUCUCGGUCGUCCGGCCAUUGUGACCAACAAGGGAAAACGGGUGGGAGCACCUUUGGGCGCCAUUCCACCCGCUCGCAAGCCAUCUCUUCCUGCAGUUCUUCACACUAAACCCGCCACAGAAAAGCAGUUGAGAAGGGGGGAGACUCUCCUGUGGAGAGAUACAGACCCCAGCCGAAGACGACGGGAUAGUCUGACUUGGAAGGAGAUCAAGGCGGAUCGGGCGGCCAUGGUGCGGGAGGGAAUCGAUGUGAGCUCCGUAAAGACCCAAAAGCUGCGCACUCGAUUCGGUAAAAGCGAUAGCUCCUCCUACAGCGAGGACAGCGAUGGAGAGCAGGAUCUUGGGGCAGCAGAAGGAUCCAGCACGGACACCAGCCUCUGCGACGAUGAUGACCCAAAGUCCAUUGAAAAGAGUCCCAAGCACAAGGCGAAACUGGCACGCAAACUCAAGGAGCAGAAGCAGUUGAGCGGAUCCAGGGAUGCGAGUUUGGAGCGACAGAGACCCAAGUCCUGGGCUCCUAGCAGCCAUGAGAUUCCCUUUAUGCUGAUGGGUACGGAUAGUGGCGAUGAGAAGGAGCCGGCUGUGAAGGAGGAGGCGGAUGCUGUAGAUCCAGCGGAGGAUAGUGCCACGGAAAGUGGCCGUUUUGGUUUUGACAAGGAAUUGGAUCUGGACAGCUACAAGCUGGAAACACUAAAAAUUCAAAGCGAAACGGAAAUCUUAUGCAUGACAUCUACUAGUCCCAUAGCCACACCUAAAAUGAAAAGUGAAGCCGACGAAGAUUUGCUGGUAGACCAAAAACGUUUCGAUGUGAACGACAAUGGGGUCACUAAUCAGUAUUUCGAGAGGGUUAACAGCGUGGAACGCCCCAAUCGCCUGGAGCUAUCCUACUCGCUCAAUGAAGAAGAGACGGACACUAGUGCAAUUUACCUGGAAGAAAGGGAGAAGGUUGAGGGACAUAGUGGGGAUAGGGAAUACCAGUCACUGCCUCCACUCUUCACAAAAGAGGAGGACGAUAGUAUGCAGAUGGAUGGUAAAGUGCCUCAGAUUCGGGACGACAACAUUCCAGGUGAGAACAAGGACGACUACAAAGAACUCCUGAGCAUGACGAUAGAGGAAAAUACCGGGUACAAGCCACCUCCUCCCACAGCUGGUCUAUUGAGUAAUGCCACCCGGAAAAGAAGAGAUCCGAGACGCAAAACACUGACCCGCUCAUCGACCAUUGAGAUCGAGGAACGAUAUCAGGCCCUAGAGCGAAGGAUCAGCCAGGAUCAGCCGAACGGAGACAGGCAAUCAAAGUACAUUCCCAGCACAGCUGCUCUGGAGGAGCGGUUCAACACCCUUGAAAAACAACUAAGUGCCGAGAAGCAGCGUAAAGAGCUCUCCGAAAUGGAGACUGACCUUCCGAAUAAGUCCGAGAGAAUUCCCUCCACCGCCGAUCUCGAAACACGUUUCAAUUCCUUAACAAAACAAUUGAGCUCCAGUGAAUCUAGUUCCAAGACACCCAUUGAUAUUAAGGAAGAGGAACCGCCAAGUGGCAGCAGUUCCAAGGAGCAGAAGGAUAGCGAGAAAACAAGCAAGCUGCACAAGUCCGAGGAGGUUCAAUCUGAUACAAAGGAAACUUCAGCGAAAACCGAAACCAGCAAUGCGAAAGAAAAAGAAAGCGCUGAAAAGGGAGCCGAUCAACCACGCCUUAAAAAACUUCCAUCAACUGCGGAACUGGAAGAUCGUUUCAAUGCCCUAGAACGCAAAAUGAGUGUACAAAAGAGCAGCCCAUCCAAAACUAAGAAGGAACCGCCUGAUGAAGAGUCAUCCAAUGUAAUAAAAGAGCCACAAGAGUCCGAAAAGAUAACGCAGAAGUCCGAGGACAUUCAGUCAACCACUGCUACAAAGGAUACCAAAGAUGGUGAUCAAAAAAGCCUGAAAACUAAGGAGAACCCUGUAUCACCAAAGGAAAUCCAAGCCCAGGAAAGUAAAUCUAGUAAAAUUGAGUCCCCAAAACCUGAAAAAGAACCUCUAACCCAGAGCUCCGAAUCGGCGAAGGAUUCACAAAAAUCAGUAACAUCACCCAACAGAAAUAAACAAUUAUCGAAAAAUAAUGAAACCAUUAAGAAAUCUGAUUCAGAAAAAUUUAACGAUUUAAAAGUAACAGAAGUUUCCAAGAAUCCCGACAAAAAUAAGGAAAGAGGUGAAGCCGCAAAAAAAAAUGAUUCUGAAAAAGUCGAAACCAAAACGGAUUCAAAAACGAUUGAACCCAAAAAGUCUGGUUCUGAAGUCAAAUCAACUAGCAAAGAACCGGAGACGGUUAAGACUCCUAGAAAAUCUCCGCCAUCCACAGAGGAACUAGAAAAAAGGUUCAAUGCCUUGGAAAAACAGAUGAGCACAACCAACAUGGAAAUAACCAAAGAGGCAGAGCAAACAAAGUCAGUACCAAAAAAUCAAACAUCAAAAGAAGAAGAAAAGGCACAAAAGUCCAUGAAAUCUUUUGAUGACAAGAUUAAAGAAGUUAAUACCACAUUAGCAAAAGAGCAGAAGAAAGUUGACGAGGAAGAACAGGCUGAGAAGAUCGUUAAAGAAGAUUGCAAAGCUAGUGACGAGAAGUUGGAGAUCCCCAAGAAGAAUGCUGAAGAAUCUGAGCUACCAGAGGAAGGUCAGCAAAAGGGCAAGAACCAGAGAAGAGCUUCAGAACCGCCAUCAACGGAGGAUCUGGAAAAGCGCUACGAAACCUUGAAGCGUCGCAUGAGUAGCAAAAAUCAUUUUGCCGCUCAAAGCGAAACUGUUGAUGAAGCUCUUGAGCGAAUCCAGCAGGAGGUGAUCUCAGAGUCAGUGGAGGAGAAGAAACCCCCGCCAUCGACGGAGGAUCUGGAAAGUCGUUUCGAGGCACUGCACGGGGGUGAGAAGAAAGAGUCGAAGAGCACACAACCAAAGCACGUGGAUGUGGCAAUCGAGGCACACAUACCAGACCCACCUCCACCGCCUCCACCACCGAAGGAGCGUCCCAUCCUAGCCGAACCCGUUCUCCACCAACAGCAGGCUCUGAUCGAGGAGCUGCAGAGCAAGAUGCGAGGCCAAUCACCCGGCGAGGAGAACCUCAAGCCCAGCGAGAUAAAUCCACAGAGGAGGCAGAGGAACCAUCUACUCCAACGACCCGCGCCCAUGGGCGAUGAGACCUCGGAAGCACCUGCAAACACGGCUUACUACAGAGCGGCAAACCAUGAUCCCUGGCAGCAGCGCAUGGUGCGUCGGUUCUCUGAUUUACCCUCCCGGGCCGAUCUGGAGAACCGAUUGCAGUUCCUGGAGAGGCAACUCUACAAGAAGUUCUACAAGCAGCGCUGUGCAAGUGAUUCCGAAGUUGCAUCGAAGGUCAAACUCCCGCCCGAUGACCAGCCCAGCACCUCCCAUCAAGCCAAGGCCCUGGAGGCGGAGGCACAGCUGGAGCAGCGUGUCCUGGCGCUGGAGAAGCAGCUGAGCGAGAACAGUCUCAAGCUGCUGGAGGCGAUGAGGGAGCGUCAGAGGUCAGCAGCUCCCCGGAGCGAUGACAGUGGCUCCCCUAGGCGUUUGAGCACGGAGACAAUCGACGCCACUGGCAAGGAGCUUGUCAGAUACACCCAGAACAUUGGUGAGCUGGAGGAAGUGGACGCCCACAAGCCCAUCAACAUUAGCAUCAACAUCAAAAUGCUCCUCAACAAGGAUAGUGAGCCAAAGCAGCCGAAAGGUGAGCCCAAGCCCACAACUGAAGAUCUCACACGUCGCCUGGAACAAUUGGAGCAGCAAUUGUUGGAGGAACGGGCCAAGAAUGGCACUAUGCCGACGGAAAAUGAAGUCCCUGAGGUGAAACCAGAAAAACUGGAGGAAGGUGACUCUUGCAAAAAGCAGGAGAAGAACUGCCACAACCUUCAUGUCAAAAGCGACGAAGCUGAAAAACUAGAAGAGCCUGUUGAACGUAAAAUUGAACCGGAGGCAGCAAAGGAAACCAAAACUUUGGAAAACGAGGAAAAAGCUCAGGCUCGUGCAAAAGAGGUAGUUACGGAAAAGUUGGUCAAAGAAGAGAAAGCAGCGGUUGAUGAAAAGCUAGUUAAGGAGACCGCGAUAGAAAAACCCAAAUCCCCUAUCAAAGAAAAACCAAAAGAUGAUACUAAAAAGAAAUCGGAAGCAACCAAAGCUGAAGUAGCCAAGGAAACAUCUUCGGAAGUGAAAUCAGAUUCGGAAAAGCCUUCAACAAACGAUUCCAAACCCAAAACAAACGAUUCCCAAGAAGUUCCCGCCAAUAAAAAGGACCAGCUCAAAACUGAGAAAUCGGAAUCCAAAGAAACACCUAAUACAAAUAAAAAUGAUGUUCCGAAAAAUGAUACAAUCAAACCAAAGGAAACAUCUUCAGCAGAGGUAACCAAUAGCAAAGAAUCAGACAAGCAACUGCCAGAAAAAAAGGAAACUAGCAAAGACUCUUCUGCAAAAGAACUGCCCGACAAAAUGGUGAUCAAUGCCACCGAUCUUGGACCAGUGGACCCAAAUAGUAAAACUGUAGUACUCCUCAUGGACAACGAGCCCAGAGCUUCAAAGGUUAGGAGAUUGACUAGAGCCAACACUGAGGAACUGGAAGAUCUUUUCCAGGCGCUGGAGAAACAACUCAACGAUCGUAAUCUCAUUAAAUCCGAAGAUGGUCGCCUGAUACGAGCAGAUAGCAAGCCAAGUGCCGAGCAAGUGGAGCAAGCUCAAGCUAUCUGUGAUCUCACCAAGGAAAUCGAGGAUUUCACCAGCGCCAAACCAGAGGAGAAAGAAAUCCCAAAAAAGGCGGCAAAAGAAGACAAACCAGAACCUGAACAAUCAGAGGACUACGAUUGGGGACCCAACACGGUGAAGCAUCACCUGAAGCGUAGAACAGUCCACCUGCCUUCCACCAAAGAGCUGGAAUCCCGCUUCCGCUCCUUGGAGCGUCAAAUCAAACUGCUUGAGGAUGUGGAGAAGAUUGAUGUCGAACAGCGAUUGAAUGAGAUCGAGCGGAAAAUCAAGCUGCAGUAUUCGCUUUCCCAUGAAACGGAUUUGAACAAGUACCUGGAACUUUGUGAGGGUAAGGGUCUGGAUGAUGAGGAGACAUUGCCUGUGGAAACACCUACAAAAACGGACGAAACUGCAACAGUCAGAGAUCGUUCCCGCAGUCCUGGACGCAAGGUGGCCAGUAAAUCUCCUUAUACUUCGCCUUCGCGGAAUGCUGCAUCUAAAUCUCCUUACACUUCUCCUUCACGAAAGGCUGCUACUAAAUCUCCUUACACCUCUCCAUCGCGAAAGGCAGCCAAGUCACCAUAUACUUCGCCUUCUAGACAUCGACAGAGAUCACCUUCUCCAACUCGCUCACCCGAAAGAAGGUCCAAGAAGAGUCCCUACUGCUCUCCACCUCGUCGCAAGCCGCAUCCCAACGAUCUUCCCAUUUCCGAUGACCUGGAGUACAAAUAUCGGGUACUUGAUUUAGUAAGAUCCAAGUCCAAGGAAAACUUGGCCAAGCGAAUGAACGAUCCCAACAGAAAGCCAGCCAUUCAUCCCCUUGAAAUGAUACUAAGCCCCAGUCCGGAUGACAGUGAGAUACCCACAACUGGAGAACUUGAGCACAGGAUUCGAGUCCUUGAUGGAAAGCUGAAAUCACCAGCCAAAACCCGACCAAAGUCUCGCUCCCGAUCGCCCACCAUCGAAGACAUUAAGCGACAGAAGAUGCGUGAUGAGCAAAAGCCCAGGACCCCAGUGCACAAUCUGGAAAGAAUAGUCAGUUCUCCCAGCAGACCUGAACCACCCACUGCCGAGCAGCUCGAGGAGCGUAUUCGCAUCCUGGAGCAGGAUCAUAAGUUUGACUUCAAAACCCAAAAGGACUACAAGGCAUUCAAUCAAAAGCUCAAGGACGUCAUCUCACCAUCGCUCUCCUUCGAGGAAUUCCGGGCUGCCAAGUCCCGGGAGCAAAGUCCCCGCCGCCAAGGCGCCACUACGCCCAAGUCUGCCCUACGUCGUGACGAUUGCGAUGAGGCGUACUCCGGCAGCACCACCCACUACCGCCCCACCAGCCCCAAGGUCAUACGGUUCCGGGACGAGGACGAAGAUGAGGACCAGUUUGAGGAGGCGCCCCGGUCGAAGUCACGCCACAACAGCGAUCGAAUGAAGACUCUUGCAGAUCAACCAUCGGCCACUCGCAGCUACGCCAGCAGCUCGGAGGGUCUGGAUGCCUUGGGUAGUCGCCUCAUGAGGGAGACCUCUCCGAUCACCCGAACUGGAACCCACACGGGCGUACCGCUGCGAACGGGGGAGAACAUCAACGACCGCCUGAGUUCGAUCAAAAACUCCAUCAAAUCGAUAGACACGCUGUGCGAGGAGAAGCCCUACCAGAAGGAAAAGUGCCAGCGGUACAUCGAUUCGCUCUUCUCGAACUCGCUGCACUUCGCCAGCAAGAAGAGUUCUCUGGAGGAUCUCAGCCUGAGCAGAAGUCUGAGUCGCAGCGAGAGCAGGGGAAGGAGCAUUCACCGAACCGGGGACUACGCCCCCUCCAUUAGGAUCACCUCCGAGCAUCGAUCCCUGGGCUCGGCGGAGUCGCGAAGAAGUCCGCUGGGCGGCCGGGAUACGAGUCCACUGCAUUACCGAUCGCACAGGGAGGUGAGCAGGGAGCUGUCGCCGCGACGAAGGCGAUUGGAGGAGGAGGAUGAGGAGCGUAAGGAUCGGGAGAGCAGUAGGGUAAGACGUGAUAACUUGUUGCCAAAUUAUUUUGCUGAUAAUCGUAGCGAACUAAGUAGCGGGAGUAGUUUAACCGGGUUUAACCACAAAGUAGAUAGACAACUAGAAGAGACCUGCGCCAAAUACGCGGACGAUGCCCGACGCUCGGCCUGUCGCACACCGUUGAGCCACCCGUACGAGUCCCGCACCACAGCCACACGCCUCCACACAGAUCCAGUCCAGAUCCACGCCACCACAACGGGAUCAGCCGGUGCAACCGAGUUUCCCCGGCCCGUGUCGCCCUAUCGUCAGACCUACGAUCCCCACCACCGAUCCCCCGGUGGUGCCGGCGGCACACCCCUCUAUCAGCCCGGCAAGCUGGAGAUCCGCCACACCACCGUGACCUCGACCUUCUACGAUCGGUUCUUGACCGAGAAACAGAUCGAGCGGCAGACCCACUCCCGUUCGCCCAGCCGCUCGCCAGUGGUUUCGCCCUCGGUGCCGGCCAAAGGUUACGGCGACUUGUGCAGCACCACUCCAGCCACAUCCAGCACCACCGCUUUGAGCACCUCCUCAUUCAUGUCCAGCAGCUAUGCGGGCCCCUCCUUUUCGCUGCCCUCGGGCAGCAACUACUCCUAUUCGGGUCCCUCCUCCAUUUCGCCCAGGGCCAGUUGCUCGGAUCUCCGCUCCACCACCACCGCCACAUCCCUUGACACCACCGCCACUACCACCACCACCAGUACUUCUUCUUAUGUUCCCUACAAUUUCAGCAGCUCCUUCACCUCUCGCUUCGGCGAACCCACUACCACUUGCUCGGCGAGCGGAGUGAGUACCAGUUCCCUCACCCAUUCCACCGGGGUCUACAAUCCCAUGAUGUCGUUCACUCUGAGGGAACCACUUACCAGCAGUUCCCUCGGUGGUUCAAGUGCCUCCCCAUUGCUUCCGUUUCAAUUUAACCGAACUUUCACCUCCAACUUUGACAAGGAGCAGAACAAACAAUAGACAAGUUGGGGGAGUCACAUCAAUCGUUAACCGAAGGUUGUCCAUACACAUUUAAAGUCCCCUUUUAAAAUACACUCGAAGAAAUCAAGCUCAAAAUCUAUUAUACUGAGAGAAAAAUCAGUCUAAAACCUAUUCUUAAAACCUAUGCUCUAAUCAGUAAUAAACAACUAAAGUGUAGAAGAAUUUUUAACUAAAACUAAUGUUAGUUCAUUGCAUUCUCUAAUCAACCCUUAAGUUUGGUAAUAAUUAAUUAUGCAACAAAUUUGGAAUUAUUCAGCUCUAAAUAAAAUAUAUCAAACCUACCUUACAAUUACAAAUAAAGUGUUAACUAUAAUUAACUUUAAUUUAAAAUAUUUUAUUGAUUUUGGAUUGAUUUUUAUCUCAGUAAACUUAACUUUCGCUAAGCAAUAUAAAUAUAGUAAAUAUAAUAAACAGUUUUAGGCAAAAAUAAACCCAACUACAUAUAUAUCUCUAUAAAUAUAUACAAACCUUGCAAAUCGGAUAUUUACUCUUCAAGCAACUCUUGCACCAAACCAUUUUGGCUUCUUGCAACGUACCUCAUCUACAUUGACAGCACCAGCAACUCAACUGAUCAUAACUUAGCAAAGAUUUUUAUACAAUAUAUAUAUAUCUACUUAUAUACAAAGAGUAUAGCUAUCGAAACUGUAACCAAAAUCUGAAGAGGGCAAAAUGUUAUUCCAUCUUUUUUCAGCGUUAACCAAAGUUUAGCUCUAAUUCCUUUAACCAGAACACUCAAUUAAACUUGAACUUUUCCUUAAUAUUAACUAAUCAAUUUACACGGCUUACACUAGCCAACAAAUAUCCAGAUAAAUACACACACUUCGUGGUGUUAAGGUGUUAAACUCUCAGUGCAUUUUUGGGCCGAGUUAGUCGAGGAUGCUAAAAAAUAAUGAUUAAUCAAAUUACGUUAACUGACUGACACGAGCCGUAAAAUUAGUUUACCAACAUUGUUAAAUAUACACGCAGCCAUAUAUGUACCUAUACCAAUUGAAUGAUAUAUAUUGUAUUUAAUUACAUACCAAUUGCAGUUGUUGAAUUUCGAUUAUGCAAAAGACACGAUAGCGAUUAUGAAUAAGCAAGUAAACCCGAAUGCAAAUGGCUAUAGAAACAAAUAUCAAUCGCGGCAGCGGAGCCGAAAGUUAAUCA